Molecule: messenger RNA, 6473 nt
Organism: Syngnathoides biaculeatus (alligator pipefish)
Lineage: Eukaryota; Metazoa; Chordata; Actinopteri; Syngnathiformes; Syngnathidae
Product: protein PHTF2-like
Exons: 20
Coding region: 1128-3458 (776 amino acids)
Cellular component (GO): endoplasmic reticulum
Source: RefSeq, a predicted model, not a curated record
CGGGAGGGGGUGAGGGGGCCUCUUUGUGGCCGCCGGUAGGCUAGCUUGACUGGCUAGCUAGCUACCGAGCUAGCUGUGAAUUUGGUACGAGGAGGUUAACCACUUAACGGUAACACGCUUGUAAAAACUAUCAAAUUUGAGCCCUCCCCCUUCCAACAAUAACUAAGUCGUAAUAUUUACUGGCGUUUGUCGUUGAAAUUAACGAGCCUUUGCUUCCAAAUGGAAAAAAAAGAAAACGUUCUUGACAACAUGCGCUUCGCCUAUUUUGUUGUGAGUUACAUGAAGGAACGAUGUCAACCGAUAGAGCUAAAAAAAAAAAAAAAUAGAAUAUAGUGAAAAAAAUGUCAGCGCUCAUAUUCAUGGAACACUUGGGGAAAUUCUUGCCUAAUUUCUUCGUAAAAAAACGAGUAGAAUACUUUCAAGAUUUUUACGUAACAUUUUAGUUGGUAGAGAUGGUCAAAUUCUGGUAUUUGUGAGCAGUAAUCAUCAAAAUGAUACACACGUAUUAAAAUAUAAAAUUGAAUUACUCGACUAAAUUCAAGCCUUUGACACUGUUGUGAUUUUUUUUUUUUUUUUUUUACACGUGUUUGUGUAUUUUCCAAUGUUGCCGUGAAAGCCCCCAGGGUCCAAAAACCUGAUUUUCACUAACAGCCAAACGAUGUUGGGAGAGCGUUGUUUGGAAAGGGAGGUCAAAAGGUGACAUGGUGGCAGGGCCUUUGUCUCCACCUGCUACGACGUUGCCAUACUGAGAUGUGAAGGUGACCGAUUUGGAGGAAAGAAUCAACAAAAGUCCAAGAUGUCAGAGCGUAGGGUGCCGUGGAUACGCGGUUUUGGCUGGCGGUGAAGGGUUACUUGGUGCGAAAGGGUUUUCAGGCCACCCGGCAGCGGGACAGCAGGGCCCGCAGAGGCCGUUACAUCACUUGCUGCAUUACAGUUACGUCACAGCUGCAGAUGUUCAAAGUGUGAAUGCGGGAGGAGGAGGUUGGGGGGCGACGAGUGUCCUCUUUUCACUGGAGUCACUGGAAGAAAAGGCUUUGAGGUGUUUGGUGUCCUGCCUGACGAUCUCGGUGUCAAGACCUUCACCACCGCUGUUUAAGAUGCCCUAGACGGUGAGAGCUGACAUGUAAAUGGCUUCCAAAGUGAAAGAUGCAGUGGUGUGGUACCAGAAAAAGAUCGGCGCCUACGACCAGCAGAUUUGGGAGAAGUCCGUGGAGCAGCGGGAAAUCAAGGGCCUGAGGAACAAGCCGAAGAAGACGGGUCACGUCAAGCCGGACCUGAUCGACGUGGACCUGGUUCGCGGUUCGGCGUUUGCUAAGGCGAAACCGGAGAGUCCGUGGACGUCGCUGACUCGGAAGGGCAUCGUACGUGUGGUCUUUUUCCCUUUCUUCUAUCGAUGGUGGAUCCGGGUGACGUCCAGGGCCAUCUUCCUCUUGCUGCUGGCUCUCUACCUGCUGCAAGCGGUGGCGGCCCUCCUCUACGCGACCAUCCCGCAGGCUCACGGGAUCCCCGCUACCGAGGUGUUCGGCGCUAUCUGGCUCAUGCUGCUGUUGGGCACGGUGCACUGUCAGAUCGUUUCAACCAGGACGCCCAAGCCGGUGCCCGGCGUGGGCGGGAAGAGACGCAGGAAGUUGAGGAAGGCUUCCCAGAUGGAGGUGCAUAGGGAGGGCGACGGCUCCAGCAGUAGCGAUAACACACAGGAGGGGGCGCCGCACUCCUGCUCGGCCAGCGCCACAAACAGCCUGGGCACUCUGUUCCACGAUUUCUGGCACGAUCUGUGUAACGCCGGGUCCGGCAAGUCCAAGCUCUCCAUCGACAAGUCGACGGAAACAGACAACGGCUACGUGUCGCUGGACGGGCGCGUGACCAACCGCAGCAGCGAGGAGGGUCUGCGCCCACGCCAGGAACUCUCAAGGCGCCUGGAUGAGGCGUGCCCUGCUACGCGCGGGCCGUUGUGGCACGCUCGCGCCACCCAACACGUCGCCGCUGGCGUGAAGGGACCUGCGUCGGAUGAGGCAUCCAGCGAGGAGGAGCCUGACGCGUCUUACGUGGCCUUCCGCAGGGGAGCGGAUAGAUUUAACGCCGAAUGCGCGCUGCGGAACCGCAAGAACACGCACUACAAGAAUCACUACGUGGUGGAGGACAUUCCUAAGUCAAGCAACGGCCGCAGCUCCCGGCGCUCCAGCCCGAGGACUCAGGACUCGGAGAGCACCCGGCACGGGUCGGAGACCGAGGACGUGCUGUGGGAGGACUUUUUGCACUGCGCCGAGUGCAGGUCGUCGUGCACGUCCGAGACGGACGGAGAAGGGGAAGGCGUCCCCGCGUGUCCUCCCGCCAAGAAGGAAUACCGAGAUGACCCUUUCCAUCAGGUGGGUCCAUUAGUAACUGAGUUGUGUGAGAGUAAAGCUGCUGAGGGUGACGUCUGGUGCCUUCAGGGUCACGCCCCUUGGCCGCACAGCUCCAACACGGGCCUGGAGAGGGUGAGCGCCAUCGUGUGGGAGGGAAACGAGUGCAAGAAAGCAGACAUGUCGGUCCUGGAGAUCAGCGGCAUGAUCAUGAACAGGGUGAAUCUUUACACGCCGGGAAUCGGGUACCAGGUGUUUGGCAAUCUGGUGUCAGUGACGCUGGGACUGACCCCCUUAGCGUACAGACUGGCUCAGCGCCGCGACUCGGAGCAGCUGACGGCGCUCUCGGCCAACGAGCUGCUGUCCGUGGCGCUGGGGGGUGGGUCCGGCUCGGAAGCCCUGGUGGUGACCAUGGUAACGGUGAGCUUCACGGUGCGGCUGUGCCUCACCUGGCUCUUCUUCUUCCUGCUGAGCGUGGCCGAGAGGACCUACAAGCAGAGGCUGUUGUUCGCCAAACUAUUCGGUCACCUGACUUCAGCCCGAAGAGCCAGGAAGUCAGAGGUUCCUCAUUUUCGAUUGAAGAAAGUCCAAAACAUCAAGAUGUGGUUGUCGCUGCGCUCCUACCUCAAACGUCGAGGUCCUCAACGCUCUGUGGACGUCAUCGUGUCUUCCGCCUUCCUGUUAACGCUCUCGGUCGUCUUCAUCUGCUGUGCACAGCUGCUGCACGUGCACGACACGUUCCUGGAGUGCCACUACAACUGGGAGCUGGUGAUCUGGUGCUCCAGCCUGUCGCUCUUCCUGCUGCGCUUCGUCACGCUGGGCUCGGAGACCAGCAAAAAGUACAGCAACACGUCCAUCCUGCUGACUGAGCAGAUCAACUUGUAUCUGAAGAUGGAAAAGAAGCCCAACAAGAAGGAGGAGCUGACGCUGGUCAACAACGUCUUGAAGCUGGCGACCAAACUGCUCAAGGAGCUGGACAGUCCGUUCAGGCUGUACGGGUUGACCAUGAACCCCCUGCUGUACAACAUCACGCAAGUGGUCAUCCUGUCAGCCGUGUCGGGCGUCAUUUCGGACCUGUUGGGGUUUAACUUGAAGCUGUGGAAAAUCAAGUCGUGACACCAAGACGACCCGAGAUGAGGAUGAAGGCGACGUCUCGUGGGAGCGCCCUGACCUUCAACAAGCUAUUUACCCGCUCAGUGUUGUUACUUUUUAUUUAACCGGACUAUUUAUGACACGGCAGCGCGCUUCCGCGAGCGCGACUUAUUUUAUUUGUGGCGGGGAAAUUUUGUACGACGCGGAUUUAGUGUGUUCUCAGCUCAACUUCAGAAGUCAGUUUGACGCGGUGUACCGAUGAAGCGGGCCGGAAAAGGUCACUCGUACGUUGCGGCCGCUUUAGGUGAAGAUCCCAAUUUCCGAGGUGACGAUUUAUGGCAGAACCGUCUGGUACAAUUGACGGCGCGUUUAUUUGUACAGUAAUUAAUAAGUGACUGAAAAAGCAACGUCCAAAUAAAAGAGGAUGAUUAUUGUGGAAUCCAAAUGGAGACCUGGAAAAGAAAGGAGGGUACAUUCGAAACAGACAGGGAGACUGUAGUUUUCGGCGGGAUUUGAUGUAUCGUGAAAUAAUGUUGAGCAGCACGGUGGAUCACCUGGAAAGGCUUGGCCUCACAGUUCAGAGGUCCUGGGUUCAAUCCCGGACCCGCCUGUGUGGAGUUUGCAUGUUCUCCCCGUGCCUGCGUGGCUUUUCUCCGGGCAUUCCGGUUUCCUUCCACAGCCCAAAAACAUGGCAACAUUAAUUGGACACUCUAAAUUGCCCCAAGGUGUGACUGUGAGUGUGACUGUCGUCUGUCUCCAUGUGCCCUGCGAUUGGCUGGCAACCAGUUCAGGGUGUACGCUGCCUCCUGCCCGUCGACAGCUGGGAUAGGCGCCAGCGCAACCCUUGUGAGGAUAAGCGGCUAAGAAAAUGGAUGAAAUAAUAUCUCUUUCCACACGAGUGUGAACGAAGCCAUUAAGUAUUACUAUACUAUUAGUAGUAUAGUGUAUUGUAAUCAUGUAGUUCAGGGGUAGGCAACCCAUGGCUGGCGAGCCAUAUCUGGCUCUUUUGAUGGUUUCAUAGGGCCUGUCAUUUGUGUGAUGCAGGCAACGCAAAUGAGGCAGAGACAGUUUGUCGUAGCGGGGUUGCCGUAGUAUUGGACAGAAGAGUGGAACACAGAUGGCAAGAGCUACUUUCCAGAGUCCAAGUUAGUCAUCUGCAAAUCUUUGUUCCGACCCAAGAAGGUGAAUGCAAUUCAGAUGGCUUUGCUGGCGCUUUUGCAAUCGUAAGGAAGGGAAAGCCGUUCACAGAUGGCGAGUAUGCUAAAAGCAUUGUUACUUGAUGUGGGCAAUCAACCUUUUGACAAUUUUGCAUAUAGACCCACCUAUGUCGGCAAGAACUGUUUACCGUUGUAGCGUGGUGAUGGCAAAUCAAAUUGAGUUAUGGAUUAUGCCUGCAUGAAGCUUAAUCAACCAUUGUAUGAAAGGGACUGAAGCCAUCAGCGAAGAAGUGGCAUAAAUGGUAAGAAGUACUUUUGCCAUCAUUGGUUAGCAACAGCGUAACCAUGUUCUUGAAAAUAAUUCAGUUAUCGUUCUCUAAAAUUAGUGUUGGUUUUACAUAAAAGCGCGAAUGAACGAAACUUUCAAGGGGAAAUCCACUGGUUUGCAUGAACAAUGUAUCCAAUAGGUCACGUAAUAUGUAUCAUCCUAUUUUGACAAUGUGAUGUAAAAUAAUCUCUCAUUUUAUUGUGUUUUGAGCAGACUUUUAUCGACAGUUACGAAUGUUCAGGGGCGCCGCCAUUUUCCAGAGUCACAUGCACGGAUGUGACGUGUAGUCUGAGUACGCAUCCCAGCUUUGCCUAACGGGCUGCGGCAGACGCCAAAGCUGGGCUCGCUCUGCGUAAUUCCGCCCGGAAAACCAUCCGAACAUUCAACAUUAUUUUCAGCCAGAGGUUCAAAUCUGUAUGGAAGUAUUCAUCUGUCUUCCCGAUCAAGUGAUAUUGCUGUCGCUUUAUCAGAUGAGGAUUAAUCCGAGAAAUCAGCGCCAGGCACAAUGUAAUCGAGCCCUUGGUGUGCGGCAAAUUACAUGUCAACUCCGCGCACGUAAGUCACGUGACUUGCAUAUAUAUAUAUAUAUAUAUAUAUAUAUUUUGGAUACAUUGUUCAUGCAAAGCACUGGAUUUGCCCUGAAAUGAAGGAAGAUAAUCAGGGACAGGCAGCUCAUGUUGUGGACAUUUAGGAAACGGCAAUUUCUCAAUCUAUAUGAGGUAAAAUUCCGCAUCAAAGCAAAGAUCGUGAAUGAAAAUGGAAAAAAAAAUCCCUCAAACGGUUGUACGCGAAAUAGCCGGCUGCCUUUAGGACGGUGUCUCUCCCCACGAGGAGAGUUGGAAAAUAGUUCUGAACCCAAUUCCCGGAUGGAGGAUUUUUUUUUUUUUUUUUUUUUUUGGGGUGUGUGUGUGUGGGGGGGGGGUGACGCCAUUGGUCAGUAUUUUUAGUUGUAAUCUUGUUUUAUGGAGGCAAGAGAACAUGCACUUUAAUUAUGGACAAUUUGCAUCAGUCAUGGAAAGCAAAAGUUGUUGUAGGUCGCGUUAGCACCUGUGAUGUUAUUUUCCCCCCCCCCCCCCCCCCCCGGAAGGAGACCAAAGUGUAAGCUUUUCCCCCGAUUGGUUUGUUUUUCUCUGGCAGUCACAGAAUGUACGUGCAGCUUUAAAUAUUUUUGUUUCAUUCAUUUUUUUUCAGGCUGUACUUUUUAUGUGUUUUGAUGCGUGUGUUUUAUUCCAUGCUCUGUUUGUAUUUUCAAGUUUGUUUUUCCACACGGCGGUUCGGGAAGGAGAGGCAUAUUUGAAUGUUUUAUUUUUGUAGUCACGACGAAGCGUUUUGUUUGAACUCCAUCGGCGGUUCCGACGGUCCAAAUAAUUUCGAGACAAAGUGGUGUGUUGACAUUUUUAUCCAAAAAAAAAAAAAAAAAGUGCUGGAUGAUGAGGCACUAUUGUGUUUUGUGUUGUUGUUUUUCCACGUUUGCAAAUGUUUUAUUUGAAGAAGUGUUUGUGACACCGCAGACUGACAGGAAAUACAUGUCAGAGUUGGUUCAAAUAUCCAAGA